AUGACGCCAACAAAUCACAACUUCUUGGUUGCGUUUUGUUUGAUGCGAGAUGAGGCGGCUGUGUCGUACUCGUGGGUGCUGCAGGGAUUGAGAGAUAUUUUCGGCACUGCUCAGACUCCUAGCGUCAUUGUAACCGAUCGUGACGAAGGUUUAUCUGCAGCUAUUCGUGACGUCUUCCCAGAUGUACGUCAUUUGUUAUGCACCUGGCAUAUUGGCAACGAUGUUGAGAACAUGGUGGACAAGUUGUGCGGCGGCAAGAAAAAUCAACAAGGGCAGUUAUUCAGGAAAAGUAGAUGGAACCCCUUGGUUGAAAGUGCUACAAUCCGGGAAUAUGAAAAGAGAUGGGAAGGGAUCGUCAGUACGUGGUCGGUUAGGAACCGAAGGGUCGUUCGGUAUUUGACUGGAACAUGGAUUCCACUUAGAGAGAAAUUUGUGCGUGAAUCCAUGACUUCUGUACCAAGAACGCUACGACAGUAUUUCUUUAGACCUCUAUAUCGCCACGUGUCUCUCUAUGCCUUGGAGCAGAUCCAGAAUGAGUUUAACCGCAUGUUAGAACAGGUCCUUAAAUCUGAUCCCGCUUUUGUUUGCCGAAUGGCUGAGGUACUUGAUUAUGAAUUACACCCAGAUGGUGCGGAUAUACCUGAGCCUUACGCUAGGUCUAGAUCUUCUUCCCGCGGGAGAUCAAGUGGCAGAUCUAGUGGCCGAGAGACGCAAUCUUCAGUAGGAAUUAAGUUCAGUUUCAACUUAUCCGAUGAUCCAGGAGGUCGUGAUUUCUCACUGUUUCCAUGGCCUGAUUACAUCCCAUUCAUGCUUCCUCCUUAUUUGUUCGACUAG
Messenger RNA from Amaranthus tricolor (Joseph's coat), 834 nucleotides. RefSeq names its product protein FAR-RED IMPAIRED RESPONSE 1-like. Lineage: Eukaryota; Viridiplantae; Streptophyta; Magnoliopsida; Caryophyllales; Amaranthaceae. Gene Ontology annotation, biological process: regulation of DNA-templated transcription. The transcript is spliced from 6 exons. The record is from RefSeq and is a predicted model, not a curated record. Bases 1 to 834 code for a protein of 277 amino acids.